This is a messenger RNA of Amoebophrya sp. A25, 449 nucleotides long. NCBI's taxonomy places the organism in Eukaryota, Dinophyceae, Syndiniales, Amoebophryaceae. The record is from the annotation of a GenBank genome assembly.
CAUUAAUGUCUUUCAUGUCUCGAAGAUCUUCGCUGAUGUCCUAUAUUAUAAGAAGAGAGACACACCCUGCCGUAAAAAGACAAUUCCUAGACAAAAUGAUCCCAAUCUGUCGACGAGAAUCUUAAUCUUUAGAACGAGAGUUGUUGAGACUUCUCAACAGAGGAUAUAUAUCUGCCACUUGUCAUCUCUGUUCUUCAAAACAAAGUCCGUGAUAGGACAUAAAGAUGAGGAGUUUUCACAAUCUGUCGAGGAGUGUGUGAGGUGCAUCAGCAGUACGUCUGGAUAUUAGGAGAGGUAUAGAUGAAUGCAGCAAAUAAUUAACAGCAAACAUUUUACAUCCGAUCCGGCUUGGUCUGGGUAUAUGCAGAAUCUUAGGGCGUAACGGUUCAGGAAUAAACAUAUUACGCCGCUUUUGGUGGCGUUUAUUCCUAAACUGACACCGAGCGACC